UGCUGAGGAGUAAACGGACGAGACGGACUCUCUCUCUCUCUCUCUUUCUUCUCUCUCUCUUUUUACACCCCCCACCCGCCCCAGUUCACCUUCGAGUGAGCCUGGAAUGGACUACAGAAGCUCUCCAAACAACUUGGACGCACUUUGCGGGACUCGCUGGCGUUUAAAAAUCGUCUCCUCGCUUCCUUAACACCCUCCCUUCCCAAGUCAGCAGAAUGGCUGAAAAUGAGCCCGAAUCUCCCGGACAAUUUAAGACAUUAUUAUUAUUAUUAUUGUUUUAGCCCAAAGUAUUUUUUUUUCGGAAUAGCUGAGCUAUCCGAAAGGACAAUUUCUCAUCCAAACUUUCCCUUUUGUGGAUAAUGGAUGGCAGAGAUUUUGGAGCUCCCCGAUCCGUCCACGUCCCUCCCCCGUUGUUGGCGGGGCUCGCCGUGGAGUCUCACCGACUCGGGGCUGCAGGAGCAGCCGGGAGGAUCCCUCCCUCCCCCGGCCACUUGGCCGCGGCGCACCCGCCGCCUCUCCAUUCCGGAAAAUUCUUACCAUCCGCCAUGAACCUGCACGCGCACCACGGUGAUGGCUUCUCAACAGGAUCCAAUCCUUUCCUGGCUGGUUAUCCAUGCCCCUCCCCCUUGACCUCUGACCCCUCAUACAGAUCCGCCAAUCCCGGCGGUUUGCCGAUGGCGCAGCUCUGGGCAUCGCACGCUCACGAAGGCUACUCUCUUCCUGGCAGCCUGUACUCAAGCCCUUACCUAUCAUUGGGGCACUUGGACCCUCCCUCAAUCUCCCAAAAUCACCUUUAUGACUCUCAUAAAGAGGGCUUUUUCCUGCCAGCUGGUCUUAGCCAGUCACCCCUCCACCCUCCAUCUGCUCCUCAAAGCACACUGUCGAGCUCAACGCCGCCCCAAAAGGCAUCCCGAGACGGGGGCAGAGAAAGGUCCUAUCGGGGAGAACGGGACAGAGAUCGAGAGCGAUCGCGAGAGGAGCUGCGGCCGCACAGCGUGGUGGACCUCACGCUGGAUGGGAGGAGCGAGGAGGACCGCCGGGGGCGGCCUGGGGAUAAGGAGCGAGAGAAAGAGAGGGAAAGAGAGACAGAGAGAGAUGGAUGGUCCCUACAUCCUCACCACCAUCAACAGAAAUCAAGCUCUCAGCCCUCCACAGGGGAUCCCAGGUCAAGGCCGUCACCUGCGCUCGCCUCGUUCCCUUCGAGUGCGGGCGGAGGCACGGGCAGGCUCCUUGGACACGAAACGGACCGAGGGAGUCGGGAGGGGGAGGUGGGCUCAAGGGGCAACCAUCACCCCAACGGUAACGCUAAUAACUCAAACCUGCUGACGGCCUCUCACUCGGAACGACAAAGGCGGAGUGACUCCACGCCAGCAGGGACACUCCACUUCUCCUACGCCCUUCCUGCUUCCCUGCAGCCCUCCAUCACUACUGUGCCCCUCCCUCACCCGCUCAGAGAGUCCACGAGAGAGCAAAGAGUCAGCGCGCCGACAUAUGUACCUUCUGUGGAGGUUUACGACGAGCGGGUCGGCCCCAUCCAGAUCGCGUCGCAGGCCCGCGACAAGCACGGUGACAAAUACAGAGAGCGAGAGAAUGAUAAAGAGCUGGAACGGGAAAGUUAUAGAUUUCCUGAGAGGGGCUUGUUAGAGCAUCCUCGACUCUCCCAGCCCGGCGACCCAAGCAAUCAUCGAGAGGAAGGUUCCGUAAUUUGUUCCAGCGGUUCCGUCGGCAAACGAAACCAGGACACCUCUCACUAUUCCAAUCAAUCAAGGUUCAGCCCGGAAGCCCGGGACAUGUCCAAGCACUCGAGCCGUCUGGGCUUAGAGCGGCCCGGGGUAGACAGAAAUUGGAAUUCCAUCAGUCCUUUGACCAACUACGCUACCAGUCAGAUGGCCGCCCUCGCCGCCCAACACGGGCACACGCACUCUUCGCCACACAGCCAGACGUCGCACAAACAAAAUCCCCAUUCCUCGCAUACGGCGAACCGGGCCAGCGGUACCUCGAACUCACACAGGCAUUCCCCGCAAACGUACCCCAACGAGCACGGACAGAGCCGCACGAGCGAGGAAGGCGGCCAGAGACUCUACUUGGACCCGUCCGCCCUUUACCGACCGGGAGUGUCCUCCGGGGGGGAGAGAGCCGCCGGGCCCUCGGAGGUGUCAGCCAUGCAGAGUCUCAUUAAAUACAGUGGGAAUUUUGCCGCCGAGGGGAGCGCCCCCUCCUCCAGGCUCACCGCAGACGCCCGGGGGCCCUUCGGCGGUUUGGCCAGUAUCGGGAUGGACGCUGAUCGAGAGAGGGAGCGCGAAAAGGAGAGAGAGAGGUCAGUCGUUGCUUCGAGUGCUUCUGGGUCACUGAGGGCGCCCCCCCAGCUGAAACGGGAGCAGGAUCGGCCCGACAGCGCCCGCUCCUUCGGUCGGGAGGUUGAGGGAGAGGUGCGCCACCCUCCAGUCGGCAUUGCUGUCGCUGUGGCCCGGCAGAGGGAGAGCACGAGCAGCAAGCAGACCCCCGGAUCCGCGGACCCUCAGAGAGCCCUGCUGCCGACAGCAAUUAAAGAUGAAGAACGAGGUGAAGAGCACGCUCGUCAUCAUGAAGACCGAAUGCUCGCAGGCCGACUUGAACGUGAUGACAAAAUGCUCAGAGACCCCAAAGAGCUUCCCGACUUCACCCGGUUGCACCCUCCCCUGCUUUCAAGCAGCUUGACGCCCGGGAUGAUGACAACCAGCCUCAUGACCCCCAACCUUAUGGUGACAGGAGGGGCUGGGCGAUGGCAUCCUGACCCCUCAACUCUGACCUCUCACCCGUGGCUGCCUCGGCCUGGAGCCCCUCCAGUUUGGCUCUCCAGCUCACCAUACGGCUUGAGCUCGUCCCCCCUUCACCAGACGCUCCCCCCUGGCUACCCACCGUCCCUGCCGGGCUCCAUACCGCCUCCCUACCAGUUUGUCAGAGACUCACAGACCGGAAAGCUCAUAGUCAUCCCGACAGAACACCUGCCACAUUACGGAGGAGAAGUGUUGGAGCGCGGGACCCCUGUGUGGCCCGGGGUAUACGGCACGGGCGCAUCCCUGCAGCACGCGGCCCAGCUUCAGCUCCUCUCCCAGCAGCAGAUGCUCCGACAACAAGAGCUGCUUAUGAUACAGCAGCAUACGGCGCAGGUUCUGGAGCUGCAGAGGAAUGCGCAGCUCGUUGAGCAUUUAAAGGCCAGCGAGCACCUGCCAGACAGGGACGACAAAGCCGACAAGCAGAACGCCGACCCGAAACCCCGGCCGACCUCAACAUCUUCCCCCGCGCCCUCGCCCGUCCUCCAGCCCCGCAAGCCCCCCGCUUCGUCUCGCUCGCCGACGCCCUCGACGUCCUCCCUCACCCCGCUGCCGCCGCCGCCCUCUCCGGUGAUCAACCUCAAGUCAGAGGAAGCAAGGCCGAGGGUGUUGUCCCACCCGCCCGGGCCCCUGCCGCACCCGCCCUCCCCGUGUUCGGCCUCGCCGCCUCCUUCUUCUCCCCGGCUGCCGAAACACGAGUCUGCGGAUGACGGACAGGCGGAAAGGGUGGAGCGGAGAGACGGCCACAAGGCUGCUUUGCAAGGCAUUUACUCAGAACUCUCACCUGGUUACCCUUACCAUUCGGCCACUACUCCUUUUGGGGCGCCUGUACCAGCUUAUCAUAGCCCAACAAACACAGACUCUCUUCCGCGGCACCACUCCCGCACUUUGGACUUGAGUACCUCCUUGACGUCGGCCCACCUCCAUCCGAGGCGGCCGGACGCCGACAUGAAAUUACAGCAACCGACGACAAAGAAUGAGUCAUUCCUGAAAGAGGAACCUGUCGUGGAAAAGCACCGGUCGAAUUUGACGCCAGAACCAGUGGUUCCUCUCCUGAGUAGCUGCAGUCCGGUCGGAGCGCGACAGAAUAGGCAGGACGAAAGGGGCUCGUUGCACCUUCAGCCGAUACACGUACAGCUUCCCAGUCCUCCACCACAGCAGAGCCAGAGAGUGGAUGAAACCAGGUUAGAAGAAAAGGAAGGACCAAUCAAAACAGAGGUGCAAUCAUGUCCAUGUCGAGAAGGAUAUCCUUUGUCGCUCGAUGGGGCUGAGCCUGAAGCGCCGGUUGAUGAGGAUCCAGAGCAAAUGCAAUAUCCCUCGUCCAUCACAGCAGAUCCGGAGAGCCGGCAAUCCGUUAAGCCGGGCGCCAAUGCGAUGUGUGAAUCCCAACAAUCACCACCGCCAAAGCAGCACACUCCAAGUCAAAAGGAAACCCGCCAAAUCCCAGACACCUCCGAGUCGUCACUCCCUCAGAUCGCCGGUUCUGAAGAUCCCAUGGCGGGGAUGCUCGCUCUGCUCGCAGCCAGCGAAAUGUCUCAGCCGUACGCCCUCAGCCACGCGGCGUCAACGCUCAACCAGUUGACUGCAAACUCUGCAGACUGCGCCGGCGCCGGUCCUCUGGAGAUGGUGGCGCUGGAAGGCAUGGCUCUGCUCAGCCAAAUGGCCCAGCGGGAAAUGGAGAACAUCAGCAUGGAGCAGGAUUUGGCAAUGGAGGGUUUGGAUUGUCUUGUCGAGGCGAGCCGGCAGAUUCUACUGGAAGCCAUAGAGAAACAGUCCCACAUUGAUCUGCCCCGAACACUCGAUCCCAACAGGAAGUACAGCUGGAGGCAGAGGAAGGAGGAGCCGCUCUAUAGCAAAAUGUCCAUGGACAUGUUGGACGCGGUGGAGGUGGAAUAUCGCAUUCGCCUGGCUGAGCUGCAGAAAACGUAUAAAGAAAAGCAGAGAGAGAUGAGCAAGCUGCAGAGACGCAGAGACAAGCACGAGCGGCAGCAGCAGGACGACGAUCGGCGGAAUCUAACUCGGCGCGGCAGAGGUCGACCCAGGAAGAGAAAACACUUGUCCACGCCUCCCAAACUGGACUGCAGGCCUGCAAAGGUGGGGAGGACGUUGCAAUACUCGGAGGACUCUGAAACUGGGGAAGGACACAGGAAAAGGUUUCGGGUGGAUGAGGAGAUGGAGAUGGGAAGUUUGGGGUUGAAGAUAAAAAAGAAGAAAAAGAACAGGGGCUGGAAAGACCAAGAUCCAUCCAGCAGUCAUGGUUAUCAGGGGCCAAAGGUGAAACGCGGCCACGUGUGCGAGCAGGAGCAGCUGGCGUCCGACCUCGACCGAGCGCUUUCGCUCUCGCGGCUCGACCCCAUGGGCGCCUCUCGCAGAAUUGCUUCCAGCUUUAAAGGGGAGCGGCCGAGGGGCAAGACCGCCGAGGGCCAAUCGAAGGAGCGAAGCGUCCAUGCGGCGUCCAAAGGCAAAUACAAGUUGGCCGCCAAGGCAUCGGAGGCCCUGCGGAAGGUGAAAGGUCAGAAGAAGAGUGCUUUUUUCUCCCCAAUGAGAUCAGAGCUCAGCAGCUGCUCGAACAACUCUGAUUCCGAGGGUCACAAUUCUGCAAGAGGGGGCUGGCCCUCUCUCUCGGGGACACGGUCCCACGGAAACCUGACCCGGAAGAGACUCGCUGCGUUGUCGCCGACCGACGUGCCGGGCGGCGCCAAGUUGCAGAAGAAGAAGAAGAAAAAGAAGAAACGCAAGCACUUAUCUCUGCUGCUGGAGGAAGCGGCGCUGAGCUCGUCCGACGACUCGUUCGAUCAAGAAUCUUCCGACGGCGAUUACGAAGAUGACUACAACGGGGAGUCGGAUUGGGAAGACGGCGGGUGCGAGGAAAGCGGCCUGGGCCUGUUGGCCAGGUUCGCGGCCAGCGCGCUCCCAGUCAGCUCCGCCCCUUUGAGUCUUCUCCCCGAUGGCAAAUACCACAGCCGGUUAAGCACUCUAGGUUCAUCGGAGUGCGAGUGGUCCGACUCGGGUUCAGACUUGCGCCUGAGGAAAUUCCCCUCGCUCCUGCACGGCAAACGCUCCGCGCCGGAACUCCCCCUUUUGCCGCCGGCCACCCGCCGCACCGAGCAGUGCAGCCCGAGCAAGCGCGAUGAAACGCUGGCCGUGAAACGCAAGGCGCUACCCGUCACGCGCAGGCCCUCGCCUCGGCCCCAGCGGCGGUUCAGCUUCGAUCUGCCGACCGCCUCCGGCCUGGGCGGCUUCAGCGAGGAUGAAGCGUGGAACCGGCGACGCAGCGAGCGGAUCUUCCUCCACGACGCCACGGCCUCGGCCAACCAGAUGUCGUCCUUGUCCGGCGCCGCUCAGAGCUCAGCCUCCACCUCGGCCCCGCCGCUCACCUCCAAGCCCAUCUCCAGACCCAAACAGUGCCCCCCCAACAGAGAUGCAGUGAAAAAGAAGAAGACGAAGGAGUCCCCCUCUCUUCCUGUGAGCCCGUCCCCACUUAGUAGUCCAAUGAGAGACGGCGGCGCGGCUCUGAGCCUCAGCCCGGCACGCAAGAGCCAAUCCAAAGCCAAGACCAAGACCCGCGAGCAGUCCAGAGGAGCAGUGAGCCGGCUGAUGGAGAGCAUGGCGGCCGACGAGGACUUCGAGCCCAAUCAGGACAGCAGCUUCAGCGAGGACGAGCUCCUGCCGGGCCGCAGCAACAGCGCGCCCGAGACGUCCUCCGCACCCGCGCCGGUGCAGUGCGUGUUGGACAAAGACUCUCUGGCGGACGGACUUCGAGUCUUGAUCCCGAUGGAUGACCAACUUCUGUACGCGGGACACGUCAACACAGUACACUCACCUGAUAUCUACAGCGUGGUGGUGGAGGGCGAGAGAGGGAACCGGCCGCACAUCUACUGCUUGGAGCAACUGCUGCAGGAGGCCAUCAUCGACGUGAAGCCCCCGUCGGUGCGCUACCUCCCCGAGGGCACCCGCAUCGCUGCCUACUGGAGUCAGCAGUACCGCUGCCUUUAUCCCGGCACGGUCGUCAACGGAAGUUCCGACAUCGACGACAACGACGAUCUCAUCACUGUGGAGUUUGACGACGGCGACACAGGACGCAUCCCCCUCUCCCACAUCCGCCUGCUGCCUCCGGACUACAAGAUCCACUGCGCUGAACCGUCCCCCGCACUUCUGGUGGCCAGUUGCUCCCGCAGGAGGGUGCGCAAAUGCAGCAAGGAGGGCAAAGAGGCCAAGGCCGAUGAAAGUGCUCCAAAGGUCAAGGGGAAACCUGGUCGCAAGCCCAAACCCAAACCAGAAAUCUCCUUGAGCCCUGACUGCAAGGAGAAAACAGAGUCUCCGUCUUCCACCCAGGCUGCAGACAAAUCCCAGGAUUUGGCCAAAUCAGCCCAGGAGCGGGCCUCGUCAGUCAAGAAAGCAACUCAGGAGAAGCCCCGGCCUGCCGCACGGCCCGCAGUUGGGGGACAAGCAAAACCGGGACACAAGACUUCCAUCACGUCCACUUCAAGUAGUCCUACCUGCGCAAGACCCAGAAAGACAGCCUCAGCUCCUGUAGGGAAACCUAAAGCUAAGCAAUCUUCUUCACUCUAUCCAUCCACCUACGGAAAGGUCCUGACUGUGGACCUGUACAGCGAGCCCAAUCUGACCUCAUACAACGGCCAACGUAGAGAAAGAGAGAGCAGCAACAAUGUCAGUACAUCCAAUAGGCCGGUGUCCAGACCCAGCAUGACUGCAUUACCAAGUGCAGGAAAGCCCAGUCUGUCCUCAAAUCCCAGGUCCCCAUCUGGAUCCACAGCCAAAAGCAAACCCGCCUCGGACCGUCACGGCAGCUCCAGACCAGUCGGCUCUGUUCUCCUUCCCAGCCCAGUUUCGAGGCUGUCAGCGGGCAAAUCCAGCUCCUCGCUGAUUCCUAGACCGCCAUCAGCUACUCUCUCUGGGCCCAAACUGAAGAUGCCACCCGAACAGUUGUCAUCCAGGCCCAACUCCAUGUCCAGACUCAAGCCCGCCUCCAGGCACGGGGACAUGGGCGCGCCGAUGAAGCGGAAGCCCAUGGCCGCCGAGCCCCUCGUCAAGCUUGAUCACGAGGGUGUGACCUCGCCCAAAACUAAAAAGACCAAGGCUCUGAUGUUGCUAGAGGGCCAAAAUGUCAGACGGGAUCCCACCCCCAUGGCCGCAGCGGAACAGAAACUGCUCAAAUCCAAGCCGAGAGGUCCCGAGUGCGAGUCUGGCCUGCGCGACAAAGAAUCCGCAUACGCUGCACAAGUGCCGGCUAAAGAGAAAGGGCAGGAAUCCGAGGCCAGGGAGGAGAAAGGCAAAAAAGAGCAGAAGGAGGAGGACAGAAGGAAGGAGAGGAAGAUAAAGGAGGAGUCUCCAAGUAGCAGCAGCAGCAGCAGCAGCUCUGAGUCAGAAGAAGAAAGCGGCAAAGGCAAUGUCAAGAAGAAGAAGAAAUGCACCUCGAGCUGCUCCUCCUCCUCUUCGUCCUGCUCCGGCUCUUCCUCAUCCUCGUCGUCGUCUUCGUCUUCGUCAUCGUCCUCGUCCUCGACAGAUGACUCCUCCUGCAGCUCUGACGAAGAGAGGACCCCGACCCCUCCUCUGGGGCCCGUCUCUCCUUUGCCUGCGGCACAGGACAACAUGAAAGAGGAGCAGCGUGAGGAAGAGGUGGAUGUCAAGGAGGAGGCCGAUGGAAAAGAGGAGGAAGAGGAGGCGUCUCCUCUCUCCCAUUCUUGUCCCUCAACCCCUCCGACCCCCACUGCUCCGGUGAAAAUAGCCAAACCGGCCACCGGCAAGGGUUCCGGGCAAAGGGGGCGUCCUCCUAAACCGAAGCCCAGCGGAGGUGAGGGGAAGGUGGGGAGGCCGAAGCGAAAAGAGGGGGUCCACCUCCCCACCACAAAGGAGUUGGCCAAACGCCAGCGGCUUCCCAGUGUGGAGAACAGGCCUAAAAUUUCUGCAUUCCUUCCGGCCAGACAGCUGUGGAAGUGGUUCGGGAAGCCCACUCAGAGACGGGGGAUGAAGGGCAAGGCCAAGAAGCUCUUCUACAAGGCCAUCGUGCGUGGCCGAGAGAUGAUCCGCAUCGGCGACUGCGCCGUCUUCCUGUCCGCCGGAAGGCCCAACCUGCCCUUUAUUGGUCGCAUCCAGAGCAUGUGGGAGUCGUGGGGCAGCAACAUGGUGGUCAGGGUCAACUGGUUCUACCACCCGGAGGAGACCAACCCUGGCAAGAAACUGACGGACAAGAAGAACUGGGAACAAAUAUGUGGGCAGACUUUGCCAGCAGCUCUGCAUUCUUCUAUUCAACGAAAAGACUUCAUGGAGCGGGCCCUGUACCAGUCGUCGCACAGUGACGAAAACGACGUGCAGACCGUCAGUCACAAGUGUCUGGUGGUGGGCGUGGAGGAGUACGAGCAGAUGACUCACACGCGCCGCUACGCCGAAAGCGAGGACCUCUACUACCUGGCCGGCACCUACGAGCCCACCACGGGAAUGAUCUUCAACACGGACGGCGUUCCAGUCAUCUGCUAAGCGGGCAAAAAAAAAAAAAAAAGAGACACUAACCUGCUUGCGGUUCUCGCCGACCAAAUUGUGACCCUGACCAGCAGUCAAAACCCACCCGGUAAUAUUUUCCAAGUUCAUUACUGACGACUCGAUACACGGACGGUCCACUCCAGACAGUAUUAAAAGUACACACGUAGACACGAAUCAUUAUCAAAGACACGCAAACGCUCGGAUCGACUUUUCCGACCACGCUUGUGUAAAUACUCCCGUGUAACAGAAAGCUAUAUAGAGGCAAAUAUGAGUGUUUUAUUUUCACGUAAUAGAGUACUUUUUUUUUUUUCUCUCUCAAAGGUAAAACCGUCGAGAAGCUUUAACGAAAUGUGAACGACGACGCGAGGUUGUGAUGAUUUCCGAUGUUGCCGUGGUGAUGUUACAGUCGUGUCUUGAGUCAUUUCGAUGUAUCUAGAGAACAGCAGGAGCGACAGACGCAAAAGAGAGGAAGCGAUGCACAGAACGAUAAGAGAGAGGUGGACUCCCUCCAGUUUGCUGUCCAAGCAGAGAGCACUUAUAAUAAUCAAAUGGAAAAAUACUUUUGAAUGCAACCCCCCCCACAGGCCCCCGCGACAAUCCAAACUCGGGCAGGUUACACUGUCUCAAACUCCACCCCCACGCCCACCCCCAACCCCACCAUCCCCGAUGGACACUCAGGCAGAAGAGAGACAAAGUAGAUUUGUAAAUAUACUUUUUAAAAGCACUUCCCCGAAAAGCCAAAUCCUCCCUGAAAUUGGUUCGAAGCGGUCGCCGAGUCUCAGCAAAGAAAGCAAAAAGCAAUAGAUUUUUGUCCGCGUUCUGGGAAACGUGGAAUACAGAAUAAACGGGCACCCUCCCGAAAGGAUUGCACAAACGGGGGGCGCGGCAUGGAUUCCCCCACCCCCCCCACACUUUUUCUCCCCCAGGUUGUAAACGCAUCAUCAACCUGUACGUGUUUAAUGUACCUAUAUAUAUAUAUAUAUAUAUAUAUAUAUAUAUAUAUAUAUUUUUUUUAAUCAUGCAUUCAUCCUUUGCCCCCUUUCAAGCACAUUUGGGCCUCUACUUAGUGUUUACCGCAAGAGCGCACUUUCAACAAGUUUUUGACUGAGGGGGCGGGGUCAAGGUAUUUUUAACUGGAAUUUUUAUCAUAGCCCCCUGACCCCAUUCCCCCCCCCCACUCACCCACCCACACAAGUAUUGUACCCAUUUCCACACUUUGAUUUUUCCCCCAUCCCACUUUUCAACGUGCCUAUUUUGACCGUUUUUUUUUUUUUUUUUUUUUUUUUUUUUUUUUAAGAGUUCAGCUGCUGAAUGUUGUGCCGAGGAAUAACCGGUGGCCGUAAUUUCCCGGCCAGGCCUUAUCGCCAUAACGAUAAGGAUUUGUGCCAAAUUGUUAAGAUUACACCCAUCACGGCCCCCUUUUGUGGUGGCCAAACAGGAAACCGUUAUCUAUAUUUGUGUUGUUAGCGCCUGUAUCGGAAGAUUAUGCUAAGAUUCUGGUUCCGUUGACCAUCUUUAAAGUUUUUGUUACCGUUUCCAGUCGAAAACCAGAAGUCGCGUGUAAAAGUGCGCGUUUGUUAAAAUACGGGAACGUUUUGAUCAUAUGCUGCUAGUUUUGUUCAUAUUUGCGGUUUGACAAGGUACAGCGAGGUGACCCCCAUUCGAGAAUGCGGGUCACACUGAAUGAACACACCAAGCAACAAGAAGUGCCCGUUAUGAAUGUUUGCUAAAAGCACUUUUCUUAUGAUUGUGUGAGAGUGAGUCAGAGGGAACGCUCUCAUCCGCACACUCAACACACACACACACACACACACACACACACACAUACGUGUUCAUAUUGUAACCCUCUUGGGUAUGUUAAGGCCUUCCAGUCUCUCUUGGGGCCCCCCGCCUUCAUCCAAAUCCCAGCCUUACAGGGUCCAACAUGCGCGCCCUCAUUCCCCAACGUGUCCUUUUUUUAUCCGCCAUCAUGUUGUUAUUUUGUGUUAUCGCUUAGUGUGUGUGCGUUUUUCUUUGCCUUGCUUUUGCUGUGACCUUUUUGUUGUUGUUGUUGUUGUGUACAUUAUUUGCAUACGUCUUAUUUUUAUCCCCCUGAACAAUCGUUCGCGCCUGCUGACAGGCACUGGGAGCUAGCUGCUAGAAAGCAAGAGAGCGAGAGAGAGAGAGAGAGAGAAAGA
Syngnathoides biaculeatus (alligator pipefish) is the source of this 11491-nucleotide messenger RNA. It is a transcript of the gene tnrc18, whose product is annotated as trinucleotide repeat containing 18. Bases 360 to 9311 code for a protein of 2983 amino acids. The record is from RefSeq and is a predicted model, not a curated record. NCBI's taxonomy places the organism in Eukaryota, Metazoa, Chordata, Actinopteri, Syngnathiformes, Syngnathidae. Gene Ontology annotation, molecular function: chromatin binding. The transcript has 30 exons.